Symbiodinium natans is the source of this 3060-nucleotide messenger RNA. NCBI's taxonomy places the organism in Eukaryota, Dinophyceae, Suessiales, Symbiodiniaceae. The record is from the annotation of a GenBank genome assembly.
AUGGUGAGGAUACUGGCGCUAACCUUACUGGCUGUCUCUCGCCUCGUCAUCUCGGCAGACAUGGACAGUGCCCUGGCUGCCGAUGCCGAGUGCGGCCCUGGCGAGGAAUGCGCCCUCAACGCCUUGCAGCAAAAGGCGGUGGUUGCGCAGUUGCAGUCGGAGGACUCGGUGGAGAAGUUUGCCGCAGCGCUCGAGGAGGGCGAUGAGGACGCAGAGGCUGAGGCGCAGAGCUUAGCUCAGCAGGCCUCCGACAAGAAGUGGGCGCCCCCCCCACAGUACGGCACUCCAUAUCAAAAUCCAUAUGGCCAGCCUAUUGGAUUCAACCCGUAUGGGGCCCACUACGGCAGCAAUCCAUACUCGGUGCCGGGGGUAGGCGUGGGAGGCUGCCUGACCAAGAUCCAGGGCUCUUCCUGCAUGGUCUUCGACUGCGCAAGGUCACGUGGGCCGACGAGGUGCAACCUCCAGGACUACUUCUGCUACUGCCAACCCGGCUACUGCUCCGAUGGCAAGGGCUGUGCUCCCCAGAUGCGCAGCGCCCUCGGGGCGGCCCUUGGACCGCGCAGUGCACAGGCGGUGGUCGUCCGCGUUCGACCCGGUGGCGGCAGAUCCAACCUCCGUGCGGCGGAGGGCGCUGCAGUCUUCAGCUUUGCCGCGCUGCCCACCGAGACUGGCGAGGAGCAGGCCGGUGUGCUUCGGGCGCACCUCUUGCUUGAGGCGGACUACUCUGGAGGUGUCUGCCUCCUGUCGGAGCUACAGAUGCAGCUCGAGGAGCAGGAGGGCCGCGGCCCCAUUGGCGGUCUCAUGUUAGAGAUCGAGGUGGAGCCGCUGCCCCCAGCCCCAGCUGCGCCCGGAGCCGCAGACGCCGCACCUGCGCGCCUGGCUGAACUGCCUUCUGCGGAUCCGGCCAUGGAUGCCCGCGAUGCCACCAUCUUCGUGUCGAUCCCCUCCUACCGGGAUCCGGAGUGCCAGUACACAAUCCGGGACCUCUUUGGCAAGGCCAAGAAGCCCGAGAGGGUGUUCAUUGGCGUUUGCUGGCAGGCGGAUGCUAAGGAGGAUGCGGCGUGCUUCCUCCUGGAGCCCCCGAGCCACCUGGCUGCGAAUGUGCGCGUCCUCCCGCUGCACCACCGGGAUGCGCGGGGCCCCUGUUAUGCCCGCGCACGGAUCCAGCAGGAGUUGUACCAGGACGAAGAGUACUACCUCCAGCUGGACAGCCACUAUCGCAUGAUCCCGCACUGGGACGAGGAGCUGCUUCGACAGCUGCGGCUCUGUGGGAGCCGCAAGCCCAUCCUCAGCCACUCGGGCCACAGCCCUUUCACUUCAAGCACGUAUCCCUCGAGCUACACGCUGCCGGAGGACUACCGCCCCGGCGAGCCGGACCAAGCGCGGUUGCACGCCGCGCAGGAUCCGGUGGUGCUUUGCGCCAAGGAGUUCGGCUCGGAUGGCUUCCUCCGCAUUACCGGGAAGACCUGCAAAGGCUCGGAGUUCGAGGCCCCGCUGCCAGGCCUUUUCUGGGCCGCCGGAUUCUCCUUCUCCUCGGCAACGAUGCUGCGGGAAGUGCCGUACGACGUGGAACUUGAAGACCUCUUCUUCGGCGAGGAGCCAAGCAUGGCGUCACGGCUCUGGACAUCGGGGUGGGAUUUCUUCGUCCCGACCAAGGUGAUCGGCUACCAUCUCUGGACCCGAAAGCAUCGCCCCGUCUUCCGAGAGCUUGGGGGCGAGGACCAGCGGCGUCGAGAGCGGGAGUCCCAAGAGCGAGUGAGGCAACUGCUGGCCGGGGCCGUGAACGCGCCAGGACAAAAGCUCGGCUCCGAGCGCUCACUCGCUGAGUACGAGGAGUUCGCUGGGUUGAGCUUUCAGCGGCAGACGCUCUCUGCCCGAGCGCGCCGCGGCGGCUUCGGGCCGGAGAUGUUCCGGGAGGGCGAUCCAGCCCCUCCUGCGACGAGCCCCCCAGCCGCGGGAGGCUACCUGGCACCGGGCGGCGGUCUCCCCUCCAACGUGGCCUCGCAGAUCCAAGCACUGUUGGGCCAGGCACCGAACGCAGCCGCGGCCGCGGAUGCCGCGCCCAAGCUACUGGUGCCUGCGCUACCGGCCGAGCCCCCGAGGCUCCUGGAACUCCGUGGCGUGGAGCCGCAGAUCCUCCGGCGUUCGGAGGUCGAGCUGUUGAACUCCCAGGGCUUCGCCAUGAUCGACGGCUUCCUGCAAGACCGGUGCUACGGCCAGUUCUGCAGCCGCUGCAAGAUCGAGCCCGGAGAGGCCCUGGCUGCCGUGCGCAGAGCCCUGGCGCUGCUGCGUUUGCGGCCGGCGCGCCUGGGCCGUGGCGAGAGCGUCUGGAGCAGUGCGGCGGUACGUGGCGACGAGAUGACCUGGCUGAGCGUGCCCAAAGCGAGCGACCGGGAAGCUCUCUGGCGCCACGGGCAGCGUGCGCUGGAGCUGGGCGCCGGACGCAGCCAGGAGAGAGGGAAGCCCGGGAAAGACAUAGCAGGCUCGGCCGACCCUUGCGAGUAUGACGCGAUCAAAGCCAAUCUGCAGUCAUGCUUUGCAAAGAAGGAGGAGCCCGCGUCGGGCGCGAGGGGGGAAGUCCACACUUCUGAAGAAGCCGUGCUGGCAGCGGACGAGCAAAGCUCGGAGUGCUACCAGGAGUUGGACGUGCUGCUCGUCGCCAUCACGGCAUUGCAGCACGAGUUGGAUGAGGCGUUGAACUUCAGCAGCCGCCGGCUGAGUACCAUGGCCGCCAGGUAUCCAGGCAAGGGCGCGCGCUACGCCAGACACAGGGAUGCCUUGCCCAACCACGAUCUGCGCCGCCGGCUGACGGCGGUGUACUAUGCGAACGAGGGCUGGCGAGAGGAGGAUGGCGGCUGCCUGCGUGCGCACUUCCCAGCGGCGGUGGGCCGACAUGUGGAGGGCGCCGUGCCGGGCGACAGCGAGGAGGGCUCUGAGGCCUGGACGCUGGAUGUGCCACCGUUGGCCGACCGCCUGGUGCUCUUCAGCAGCGAGUGGCUUGAGCAUGAGGUGCUGCCAGCACACGCAGAGCGUUGGGCUGUCACCUCCUGGUUCUACUGA